AUUCUAAUGACGAUUCUCUUGUUAUUCUUUUUGAGUUGAACAUGCUUUACAGAAGAACGUCCACCGGCGAGAAAAGUGAAGUAGCAUGUGGCUGGUGUGCGAUGAGACUGUUUGAAGAAAAUGUAGCGCCAGUACCUAACAAGACAUCAUAUGAGAUUCUACUUAAUGGAGGAACUCCGUUUGAUACUGGUGUGGACUUGGACCCCUCCAUCAGUUUAAAAGCAAGCAGUAGCCGUUUCCAGCAAGUUGUUCGUUCUAAUCGCCAGCCACGACUGUCAGUGAAGCUGAUUUCACACCAAAAAAGAGAAAUAUAUGACAUGUUACCGGACACUUUGUUAACAUGUCACAUGUAUGCUCAAUUCAUUUCUUUGUACCGCCAACUGCUGACCGAGGUUAUAAUGGACGAAGGGCGCGACUCACAAGUUGCAGGCUUUAUUAUGGAUCCUGUAAUAUCUACAUUUCCCAAAACUCUUCAUACCAGUGACGUCAUGGAUGCUCUCAAGGUAAGCACGUGACUAUUACGUGAGCAC
This is a messenger RNA of Orbicella faveolata, 530 nucleotides long. RefSeq names its product nephrocystin-1-like. Gene Ontology annotation, cellular component: cytoplasm; cilium. The record is from RefSeq and is a predicted model, not a curated record. Lineage: Eukaryota; Metazoa; Cnidaria; Anthozoa; Scleractinia; Merulinidae. Gene Ontology annotation, biological process: protein localization involved in establishment of planar polarity. Gene Ontology annotation, molecular function: protein binding.